AUGUCUGACCCCGCGCUCUCAGCGGUUAUCGAGACAUCCCCAUCCCUCAUGGCUGAUACACGCAGCCCCGCUCGACUUGUCUAUGACAAUGGGCAGCUCCGCCGGGAGGUCAUCAGCUAUCUUCCAAAUCAGGACUUGGCGCGGUUCAUCAGGGUGGAACGGGGAUGUCUUUGGGACAUCGUGAGGGUGCUCUACCGCGAGAUAAGAGUUGGGACUGGAUGCCACCAUGGCCCUGAAAGUGAGCGUCGAGCUACAUAUCGCGAAGCUGUGUUUGACCUGGAUGCUCUCUCGAUGGCACUGCCGCCGGAAACUCGUCCAGGCAGAGCUGCUCGUCCCUCCUACCUCGAGUAUGGAGACAGCCACAUCAUACGCAGGGUCGUCCCGACUUUUCGACAAAAGUUGCCCAACUUGCGGACCAUCCGCUUUGGCACGCGACGCAGCGCCGUGGAGCGUAUCUCGUGCGAGAUCAGGUUCGACGCGGCCAGACCUGCUGGAGCCAGCGCCGAUGACGGAGACUCGGGUUCGAUCAACUACUUUACCACGUGCCACCUUCUUCUGAAGGGACCGCCGUCGCGGCUGGAAACACCCCCAUCGCCGGCGGGUUCGUAUACGGUCAAUCAUCGGUGCGACUUGACCCUCAUGCUUCUCCAACCUACAGCUCAGGACACACAGCGGUGGCUCGACGCUCUGCAGGACGGACCUGCCUUGGCCCGCUUGACCAAGCACGUCAAACUCGACGGGCUCAAUACCUCCCUCCCGGUCCUCACCCGUCUAUACGAGCGCCAAGCGGAAGCCGGAUUCACGGACGGGCUCGCGACCAUUUUCACCCCGCAGAUGGCGCCUUUCGACAUUGACGCGUUUCGCACGUUUGCAAGUGCGGCGUCGUCGCUUACCUCCCUCAUCCUCGUCGGCGAGCGUCCGGCGGCGGGCGUGCCCAUCGGACAUACCACCUUUUCCGAGCUUCCGACACUUGUCGAGGUCAUACGGCGCGACCUUCCACACCUCGUCAAGCUACACCUAGCCAUCGGGGGCAUCGGGACCGCCGGGGAAGACUGCAAGAGCUAUCUCACUCCCGGCGGCCUGUGUCUGGAGGGGACCAUCCAGGACCUACGGAUCGAUACGGGCGGCACAGACAAGCCACAGUUCAACCUCGUCCGGGCUAUAUCACCCAUAUGUACCUCAAAGGCGCGUCUGGCGAUGCAGGGAGGGGCUGUCAAGACGUCUUGGAAGAAAGACGACCAUGUCAAGUUUUUGCAUUAUCUCAGAUCUCAACCUCAAUCCAGGCGCAUUCACCUCGCCAUGGUCGAUUUCGGUCGACUUGGUAUUCACUACCCUCGUCAGGUACAGGACCUCACUUACGACGACGGCGGCCGGCCCCGAACCGUACAGGAGCAGAUGCUACGUAACUGGUCCAGCAAAACGAGUCUUGGGCUCAUUCGAGCAAGGGAGAUGAUGGGCAAGGUGGAUGCGGGGCUGCAAGGCUGUGUCGAGGCAUCCAGCAGCCUUGCAGGUAUGUCGUCGGAAGCGAGCAAGGAGGAUAGGUUGAAGGAGGCAGACAAGCUGUGGGAGGGGUUGGAAAGCGCCCAGGCUGCGGCAAAGGAGAUGAUAGCGGCAUCGUGGAGGAUGACCUGCUGA
Messenger RNA from Dioszegia hungarica, 1635 nucleotides. RefSeq lists its product as uncharacterized. Bases 1 to 1635 code for a protein of 544 amino acids. The transcript is spliced from 3 exons. The record is from RefSeq and is a predicted model, not a curated record. NCBI's taxonomy places the organism in Eukaryota, Fungi, Basidiomycota, Tremellomycetes, Tremellales, Bulleribasidiaceae.